GAUACGGAUGAGCAUAAUAAAGCUCCGCCUCCGUCAUUCAUCGGUGAUUCCAACAGAUCAGGUUGUCAGUGGAAGGCUUGUUGAACCGCGUAGUCUUUGAGAUCUUUUUCGGAGAUAUUUAAGUCAUGAAGGUAACAGACAGUAACGUGAUUCGGUUUCACCUUCAAGUCCUUUAUGGGAUAACUCUGAAGAGCUUGGAGAAGAAAAGGGAGAGACUGUUCAUCGGGGGUGCAAAGAUCUUUGGUGUUCCUCUGGAAAAUUUACCCAGGCGAUACAUUCCCGAGUUUGGACUCGUACCCUGUUUUUUGGUGGACGCGUGCUCUUUUCUUCUGGAGCGUGCUGGGACUGUGGGCCUGUUCAGAAAACCAGGUUCUCUUCCUCGCAUUAAGACCCUGAGGGCCAAGCUGAAUAGUGGAGAGGGGAGUCUAUCCAAAGCCCUGCCCUACGACGUGGCCACACUCAUCAAACAGUUUUGCAGGGAGCUGCCGGACCCAUUGUUUCCCUCGGAGCUCCAUGCGGCUCUGCUCAAGGCCCAGGCGCUGUCCGACAUGCAGGACAGGACGGCAGCCCUCCAGCUGCUGUCCUGUCUGUUACCUGCCAGAAACUCCUCCUGUCUGCAUUACCUGUUCAGCUUCCUCUCCAAAGUUUCCCAGAGAUGCACCGAAAACUUGAUGACCAGCUCCAACCUCGCUACGGUCUUCGCUCCGUGUCUUUUACCCCCUCCCAACAAGACCGAGAUGUCAGAAGGGCGACUUGAACUCAGAGUUCUUGUCCUGCGCACCUUCAUCGAAAAUCCUCACUUGUUCGGUGUGAUUCCUAAGGCUGUAAUGGACAGUACGGAAUUUCUGGUGAACUUCCAUUUUCCGAAACCUGCCCAUUCAAAGAGAGGACAUAGAAAGAGACAUAGUUUCAAAGUGAUGCGGUCUAUGAAGACGGUGCCCUGGAUUCAGGGGAGGUCAAAGGUCACGCCUGCUGUCUCUGAGCAGAGCCAAGGGUCCACAUCCGGAGGGAGAACAACCCUCAGGAGAAGCCUGGGUCUGGAGACUUUCCCCAGUGUCCUGCUGUUCAGGACGUGUAUGCCUUGCGCAGACCAAGGUUUCAGACCUGCAGCAGACUUAUCGGAUGGUGCCAGUCCCGUUAGCAGAGAGGCAUGCAGGACACCGCAAGAGGGGCUAAGAAGGUAGAUUAUAAAAAUUCACCAGAGCGCAAGAUGCAGACUGCUUGCCUGUGCUCACUGGCGUCGGGAAAUGGCAGCUCACACCCUGGAGAAGACGUUCUUCACUCUAAUAUAUAAAGUAUUUAGAAUCAGCCAUCUUGGUUGUCUCGUGCUCAUGCAGCAUUUUAGGAUAUGACCUCUGAUAGACCAGUUUAUACUCAGAAAGUGGCUUAGAGUGGUUUACUGUUUUAGACCAGAUCACUAAUGUUGUAUUUUAACGUUCCUCAUUUUCAUACAUGUAUGCAUUUGACUAUUUAUUUCACAACAGCCCAUUAAAUCAACUGAAUAAAUAUUUCGAUUUCGCCUCCA
Messenger RNA from Xiphias gladius (swordfish), 1525 nucleotides. RefSeq names its product rho GTPase-activating protein 11B-like. Lineage: Eukaryota; Metazoa; Chordata; Actinopteri; Istiophoriformes; Xiphiidae. The coding region runs from base 126 to 1184 and encodes 352 amino acids. The record is from RefSeq and is a predicted model, not a curated record. The transcript is spliced from 8 exons. Gene Ontology annotation, biological process: signal transduction.